Messenger RNA from Schistosoma guineensis, 165 nucleotides. The record is from the annotation of a GenBank genome assembly. Lineage: Eukaryota; Metazoa; Platyhelminthes; Trematoda; Strigeidida; Schistosomatidae.
AUGUUAAAGAGUGUCGCGAGCGGUUUUGAAAUAAUGUCCGCAAGAGAUGAUAGCAACCGUGGAUGUAACCCGUCAGGGCCCAGUAUCUUACCAGGUUUGAGGUUAGUUAUCAACGGUAGGACAGUUUCCUCAGUCACCUGUACAGAUUCAAUGGUUGGUAUCUCG